This is a messenger RNA of Closterium sp. Naga37s-1, 2154 nucleotides long. The record is from the annotation of a GenBank genome assembly. NCBI's taxonomy places the organism in Eukaryota, Viridiplantae, Streptophyta, Zygnematophyceae, Desmidiales, Closteriaceae.
AUGCGUACCGUGUCGCGAUCAGUCGCCGCUGGACGCUCGCCCGUGAUCUGCAUGGCCGAGGGAGGCCGACAGGUGCCGCUGGAGGACUACCGCAACAUCGGCAUCAUGGCGCACAUCGACGCGGGCAAGACGACGACGACGGAGCGCGUGCUGUUCUACACGGGCAAGAACUACAAGAUCGGCGAGGUGCACGAGGGCACCGCCACCAUGGACUGGAUGGAGCAGGAGCAAGAGCGCGGCAUCACGAUCACGUCCGCCGCGACGACGUGCAUGUGGAACAACCACCGCAUCAACAUCAUCGACACGCCCGGCCACGUCGACUUCACGCUCGAGGUGGAGCGCGCGCUGCGCGUGCUCGACGGCGCCAUCUGCCUCUUCGACUCCGUCGCCGGCGUCGAGCCCCAAUCCGAGACGGUGUGGCGGCAAGCGGACAAGUACGGCGUGCCGCGCAUCUGCUUCGUGAACAAGAUGGACCGCCUGGGCGCCAACUUCUACCGCACGCGCGACAUGAUCGUCAGCAACCUGGGCGCCAACCCGCUGGUGCUGCAGCUGCCCAUCGGCGCGGAGGACGCGUUCCAGGGCGUGGUGGACCUCGUGCGCAUGAAGGCCAUCGUGUGGAACGGCGAGGAGCUCGGCGCGAGCUUCGAGUACCGCGACAUUCCCGAGGACCUGCAGGAGAAGGCCGCCGAGUACCGCGCGCAGCUCGUCGAGUCGGCGGUGGAGCUGGACGACGACGCGAUGGAGGCGUAUUUGGAGGGCGAGGAGCCGGACGAAGCCACUCUCAAGCGCCUCAUCCGCGUGGGCACGAUCGGGUCGUCGUUCGUCCCGGUGCUGUGCGGUACGGCGUUCAAGAACAAGGGCGUGCAGCCGCUGCUAGACGCAGUCAUCGACUACCUCCCCUCCCCGCUCGACCUCCCGCCCAUGAAGGGCUCCGACCCCGAGGAUCCCGAGAAGGCCCUCGACCGCCCCCCUAGCGACUCCGCUCCGUUCUCCGGGCUAGCGUUUAAGAUCAUGACUGAUACGUUUGUCGGGUCGCUGACGUUCGUGCGGGUUUACUCGGGCGUGCUGACGGCCGGGACGUACGUUAUGAACGCGAAUAAGAACCGCAAGGAGCGCAUCGGACGGCUGUUAGAGAUGCACGCGAACUCGCGCGAGGAUGUCAAGAUCGCUCGCACGGGCGACAUUAUCGCGCUCGCAGGGCUCAAGGAUACGAUCACGGGCGAAACGCUCUGCGACCCUGACGCGCCGGUUGUCCUGGAACGCAUGGACUUCCCGGACCCAGUCAUUAAGGUCGCUAUUGAGCCUAAGACUAAGGCGGAUGUGGAUAAGAUGUCCAACGGUCUGAUUAAGCUCGCGCAGGAGGACCCUUCUUUCCACUUCUCUCGCGACGAGGAGACGAAUCAGACGGUCAUCGAGGGUAUGGGGGAACUGCAUCUGGAGAUUAUCGUCGAUAGGCUGAAGCGCGAGUAUAAGGUGGAUGCUAACGUCGGCGCGCCGCAGGUUAACUACCGCGAGAGUAUCGGCCGGCCGGUGGAGAUUAAGUACACGCAUAAGAAGCAGUCGGGCGGGCAGGGCCAGUUCGCGGAGGUGGUGAUUAAGUUCGAGCCGCUGGAGCCGGGGAGUGGGUACGAGUUUAAGAACGAGAUCAAGGGCGGGACCGUGCCCAAGGAGUAUGUGCCGGGCGUGGUGAAGGGGCUGGAGGAGUGCAUGGGCAGCGGCGUGCUCGCUGGGUUCCCUGUCGUCGAUGUGCGCGCCACCCUCAUUGAGGGUUCGUACCACGAGGUUGAUUCCAGUGUCCUGGCGUUCCAGCUGGCGGCGCGCGGCGCGUUCAAGGAGGGCAUGGGCAAGGCGUCGCCGCGGCUGCUGGAGCCGGUGAUGAAGGUGGAGGUGAUCACGCCCGAGGACCACAUGGGUGACGUCAUCGGUGACCUCAACUCGCGCCGUGGGCAGAUCAACAGCUUUGGUGACAAGCCGGGUGGCAUGAAGGUGGUGGAUGCGCUGGUACCCCUAUCAGAGAUGUUCAACUAUGUGUCGAACCUGCGUGGCAUGACCAAGGGGCGAGCCAACUACACCAUGCAGCUCGCACAGUUUGACAUCGUGCCCACCAACAUCCAGAACCAAAUCACCGCCAAGGCUCAGGGCACUGCUGUCUAA